UGCUCCUCUUCCUGCCCCCAGGCGGCGCUGUUGUCCUCAGCUGUGGAUCACAUGGACGUUCAGAUCAACGACCUGCGGCUUCCCCCUCCACAGUGAACAGACCGGAGCUGGCUGACGGACUGAACACCUCGGAUCUGCAGUCAUGUUUCUCUGCCUGCUGGGCCUGGUGGUCCUCUUCUUGGUCUACCGCUGGAUCAGAGAGCUGCCCAGAGUGUCCGACAAGGGCAGCAAGUAUGUCUACAUCACCGGCUGUGACAGCGGCUUCGGGAACCUCCUGGCCCGGCAUCUGGACAAGAAGGGCUUCAGAGUGAUCGCCUCGUGUUUCACUGAGAAGGGAGAGGAGGACCUGAAGAAGGCCUGCUCCAGCAACCUGACCACCACGCACCUGGACGUCCGGUCCAAGGACAGCGUGGAGAAAGUGGCGACCAUGAUCAAGGCCAAGGUUGGGGAGAGUGGCCUGUGGGCUGUCGUGAACAACGCCGGUGUUUCCGUUCCCUCGGCGCCGUGGGAUUGGCUGACCAUCGAUGACUCCAAGUCCAUGCUGGAUGUGAACCUGGACGGGGUCAUCGCUGUGACCCUGAGCGUCCUGCCGCUGAUAAAGAAAGCCAGAGGCAGGGUGGUGAACGUGGCCAGCGUGUUUGGGAGGAUCAGCCCUACCGGGGGUCCGUACACCGUCUCCAAGUACGGCGUUGAAGCGUUCAACGACGCCCUCAGGAUAAACAUGGCCCCCUUUGGUGUCAAAGUCCUCUGCAUCGAGCCGGGCUUCUUCAAAACCAAUGUGACCGACACUGCCAUCCUGAGCAAGAACGUCAAGAUGCUGUGGGAGCGACUGCCUCAGGACGUCAGGGACGACUAUGGCAGUGAAUAUCUCCAGAAGUCGCUGGCAUUGAUAUCAGACAAAGUUGCGAAGAUGAGCGAUGGAGACCUGAUGAAGGUGGUCCACUGCAUGGAGCACGCUGUGUCGGCUGUCCGGCCUCGCACUCGAUACUCCCCCGGCUGGGAUGCUAAGCUGUUCUGGCUGCCGCUGUCAUACAUGCCAACAUGUGUCAGCGAUUACAUCCUGCUUUCACAAGCCAUUCCUGUCGCCAGGCAGAUACAAUAAGUCUGUAUGUCUCCAUCUAGUUCAAGCAUUACCUUGUAUGUGCUGCUUGUAUGGAAUUCAAAGACUUCUUUCUCAGCCUGUCUGUAGUUGGGUUUCCAUUACAGUUUUUCGCAAAAUAAAAGCAAUAUUUCUAAAA
Molecule: messenger RNA, 1238 nt
Organism: Acanthochromis polyacanthus (spiny chromis)
Lineage: Eukaryota; Metazoa; Chordata; Actinopteri; Pomacentridae
Product: retinol dehydrogenase 7-like
Exons: 5
Coding region: 143-1102 (319 amino acids)
Molecular function (GO): oxidoreductase activity
Source: RefSeq, a predicted model, not a curated record